ACAACCAAUAGCUUAUUUCCUUACUGGGACGCGAGCAACACGUUCCAGUUGGCGGACACUAUUUUGUUGUUUACAGAUCAUUAUUCGCCUCCAUAAUUCGUCUACGCCGCAGCUUGUGUUACUUGUUACUUUUACAGAUUUUUUUUUGUUGAUGGCUAACGAGCGCCUCAAAGCUCUGGAGGAGGUCGAGAAAGAGAUAGCGAUGGUGCUGCAGUGUGCUGGUAACAUAAUGGUCGAACUUUCGAAAGACAAACACAACGCCAGCCUGCUGGACAGACAGCUGGUCCAGUUCCAGAGCUCCAUCAGCAGAGUGGAGAACGAACUGAGCGGCCAAAUCCGCUACCUUACACAGGUGGCUACAGGCCAACCUCAUGAAGGCUCUACAUACUCUUCCAGGAAAGACUGUCAGAUGGCACUCAACAGGGCAGAGUACGCCAAGGUCAAACUGGGAGAAAUGGGCCGCACCUGCGAAGUCAUGCUGGAGCAGCAGCAUAACUCUUAAAUGUGCACUUUUUGAACUGAUCUCACUUUUUUCAUAUUUGUGUGCUACACAUUUAUUUGUACAAACUUUUGAUUACAACAUUCAUUUGAAGAAAAUAA
Messenger RNA from Nerophis ophidion (straightnose pipefish), 600 nucleotides. It is a transcript of the gene med11, whose product is annotated as mediator complex subunit 11. Lineage: Eukaryota; Metazoa; Chordata; Actinopteri; Syngnathiformes; Syngnathidae. The transcript is spliced from 3 exons. Gene Ontology annotation, biological process: regulation of transcription by RNA polymerase II. Gene Ontology annotation, molecular function: transcription coregulator activity. Gene Ontology annotation, cellular component: mediator complex. The record is from RefSeq and is a predicted model, not a curated record. Bases 152 to 502 code for a protein of 116 amino acids.